This is a messenger RNA of Pelmatolapia mariae (spotted tilapia), 2321 nucleotides long. RefSeq names its product tumor necrosis factor receptor superfamily member 12A. The record is from RefSeq and is a predicted model, not a curated record. Bases 341 to 706 code for a protein of 121 amino acids. Gene Ontology annotation, biological process: positive regulation of apoptotic process. Gene Ontology annotation, molecular function: protein binding. Gene Ontology annotation, cellular component: plasma membrane. The transcript is spliced from 5 exons. Lineage: Eukaryota; Metazoa; Chordata; Actinopteri; Cichliformes; Cichlidae.
UAAAAUAUGAAAUUUAUGUAUUGAAACUCUCAUACCUGAGGUGGUAAAAAACUUUCACUCGAACUGAAACAAAUGCAACCACACUUUAUGGCACUGGAGUUUCCUGUGAGUCGGGGAGUGCGCACAGAGAAUCCGAGCAGUACAGUACAUAGGAAAUGACUCAUAGGAGUGGAGCUGUUAGCGUGGGUGUGUGCGCGCUAUUAAAACAAGGCGCAGACUCCUCCGUAUGACUCACUCUGAUGCUCGCUUUUCCAUGCUGAAAACCAGCACGGACUGUUAAUCAGAUGAACUUUCGGGAAUUGUGUGGCCGACAGCGAGCAGCUUUCCCUUCGCAGACAUCAUGGCUUUAAACGCUCUUUGCGCGCUCUGCGGACUUAUUAUUGCGGCGGUGACCACUUUCCAUGGUGUGAGCGCGCAGAAAAGUCCGUGUCGGAGCUCGGAGUUUUGGAGCUCAGACUAUGAUGGUUGCUUGCCCUGUGAAUCAUGCAAGCAGUACCCGAAAACCCCGUCCUGCAACACAUGCAAAUCAGUGGAUGAGACACCUGACGUGUGGAAACUGGCAGCAAUCACCAGCUUCUCAGUACUGGCUGUGGUGCUGGUCAGCGCUGCACUGAUCAUCGGGGUCAUGGUGCAUCGACGCAAGUCGCACAAACGGCCUUUACGUGAACCUAUCGAAGAAACUGCGGGGCCACUUUAUCAAGCUUAAACCACUCACCUCAUCUUCCUCUGAAAACUGAUGUAACAGAACCAAGGAGCCACUGGUUACUAGCCGGGCGGAGGAAACCUCUGAACGACGAACCGUGUACUCUGACUGCAGGGUAUACCUCGACCAGAAAUGGACCCUUUUUUUUAUUUUUUUAUUUAUUAGACUGGUUGGUGAAGAGAUAAGCUCAGUUCUCAUGCUUGGUGUAGGUCCAGUGGUUAAGACAGGACUUGCAAUGAGCAAAUCUCACACCUCUGUAGGUAUAUUAACAGCAUUAUACUAGUGGUAUCAUCUUUUAGAACUUGUGUGCCUUCAUAUUCCACUCCGUUGAGAUUUUAAUCUGGAUCAUUGGGGGGGUUAGGCAGGUUUGACUGAGAAUUAACCGUAAAACUAGAGUCUGCACGCCUGCAUUGCGUUGUGCUGUUUUCAGCAGGACUCCAGUGAAUGUAACACAGCUACAUCCGCCAGCUGGGCCACAGUUUGAUCCCCCCCGCUGUUCAGCGGGGUAACACAGGGCCUCUCUGCUGGUCAUUUACCACAACAGCCUCUGAAAGAUAGAUCACAUGUGAGUAACACAUACUGUUUGGCACAUUAAGGCCAUAUGAAUGUAGCUACCUUUUUAAAAAUCUUUUUAGGUGAAUUGUACUCCAACCUUUGUUCCUGCCAGUACCUGUUCUUGUAGUUACCUGACGCAGUGAGAACGCUGUUGAGUAAAGGAGCAAACUGUACUCAUGCACUGUUACUGGGUCUCCUGAGACCAACACAGACCAUUUAUUGCAGGUCACUAAAAUAUUGUCUUGUCUGUUUUUUUUCUUUUAUUUCAUUUAGAGUUUAGAUGUCAUUUUUGCCUAAAACAAACCCUGAAUUCACAUGACUGUUGCAGCAGCGCUUUGUAACCCAGGAUGCUUGAAACACUAGACGUACAGCCCCAAACUGCUAACAUGUGAGAAUGCUGUGAGGAAUGUACUGCAGAGAGGAAAACUAACUACACCUACAGUGUUUUAAACAGAGCUUCAGCAAUCACAGCGCUUUUCAGAUCUGCAGCAAGGCAAAAAAGAAAAAAGAAAGGAUGGUUGCAACUGCAGUGGUCUGUAAUUUUGUUGCCGCUGAAGCCAACACGAACCACAGUGGACAGGGUUGUUAUCUUCAGCUUUUUUUUUUUAAAUGUUUUUUUUCUCUUACAAACAUUGAACAUGAUUCUUGAGAAUCCUCGCGAUAAUUCGGCACCGACAAUGUUUCAGGUCACGGAUCUGUCUGCUUGUGGGUGAACCCUCUGGCAACAAAAUUGGGGAACCAUUUAUAUUGUCUGUUUUAUUGUUUAUUUCUUUUUUUAUUUUUUAAAAGAGGUCUAUAUUAUUUAUUUUAGUAUGUUGAGCUGUUGUAACGCAACAAGUGUGACAGACAAGCACAGUUUUAAAGGGACACCAGUGAAGAUUUUUUCAAAACGUCCACCAGGCCAGCUAUUACUGAACAAUAUCUUAACAUUUUCUACUUGUUUCUCUUGCCUUCUAGGUCUUCUUGUAUAUAAUGUAAAUGCACUGGCUUUUACUUAAUGCAAUCUUUAUAAACUGCUUUUUGUGUAGCAAAUGUAUUUUCACAAUAAAACUGACAAUUUCCA